AUGUGUUCGACUAUUAUUCGUCUUUUCAUCCUCUUAGGUAUUGCUCUGGCAGUAUGCGAAGCUACCUAUGUUCGAUGUUCUCAAAGAGUUCCUAUUUACUCGUGUGCAUCAAUGAGCUGCUCUGUAGCUGGCGGUGCUGUCACGGACGAGCGUUAUCCAUGUGAUUGCUCUAAAAUCGAGAAACUUUCGGGUAAAAAGAAAACAUGGUUUAAGAUCGAAUUACCCAAUGGAAAACAUGGCUAUGUAACCGAUGCCCACUGUUCGGGUGACGUACCACCUUAUGAAAUUCUUCGAUGGUCGUCAUCGAUUGAUGUUGCUGAACAAUAUCAAUAUUAUCUCGAUCAACCAUUUCAAUCUAAUUUAUCGGAUCAAAUUUUUCUUAAUUGUACAUCUCCAUGGCGUGGAUCUCGAUGUCAAUACGCAUUAAAAUUAAAUGAAGAUGAAUUCGUUCGAAAUUCUUUUGAAAUGACUUCGACAGAUAAUAUAUUUCAACAAACCUGUUACAUUCAUUUAAAAUGUGACCGUGGUGGUCCAUUGAUUUGUCUCGACUGGCGUGAGAUAUGCAACGGUCGAAUCGAUUGUCUAAAUGAUGGUAUUGAUGAAACUGGAUGUUUCAAUUUAGAAAUGAAUGAAUGUAAUGAGAAUGAGUAUCGAUGUCAUAAUGGAUUAUGUAUUCCAAAAAAAUUUCUAAAAAUGGAAUUUGCAGACGCACAAUGUCUUGACGGAUCGGAUGAAAUUGUUAAGAACAAUCAUCUUCUGGAAGCUAAUUAUCGACCACAUCUAUUCGAAUGUCAAGAAUAUGUAUGUGGACCUGACGAAGGUCAAUUUACGUGUGGUGAUGGACAAUGUGUAGAAGAUUUUGGUCAGUGUCAAAAUAAUCGGCAUUUAGCAUUGACUCAAUCAAUUAGUGUUCAAGGAAAUUUAUCCUAUUCAUGUUGGAUAGUUAUGCUUUGUCUUAGCAAAAUCAUGACUAAAAUCGGAAAUAUAACAUGUGAUCAGUUCAUACAAUCUUCUAAAAUUAUUGAAGAAUUUAAAAAUUGUACGUUUCCUCUUGAAUUUCCCGUUAUUCCUGUACUCUUUGGUCAUGUACGAUUUUUAUAUGAUCGAAAAGAAAUUGACAAUAUUAAUACAACAUUAGCCCUUAAACCUGAUUAUGUUUGUUAUGAUGAGCAAUUAUGUGAUU
This is a messenger RNA of Adineta steineri, 1183 nucleotides long. NCBI's taxonomy places the organism in Eukaryota, Metazoa, Rotifera, Eurotatoria, Adinetida, Adinetidae. The record is from the annotation of a GenBank genome assembly.